AUUGUAUUUGUCAAACUCAAACCGCACAUUUUUUUUUAUUAGGUGUUUUGAUAUAUGUUAAUUUUAAAGAAUAGUUAUGUUUAUCAUAAAAUUUGAUGUUUCUUUAUGGAUAUGGAUAUAAUAAUAAUAAUAGUGAGAUUCAUCUUAAGGAAUGUUGUCAUAUCUAAUGUAAUAGGAAUAGGAGUGGUUGGAAAUAAUUGGUUGCACUUGUCCCACAAGGCACUAUUCAUGUGACUUAAAGGUUUGGAUUAACUACAACAACCUAGACUACAUGAGAUGAGAUGAAAUUCAUCCUUAAAUAUGAGUGUUACUUUUAUGUUUUAAAAGCAAAGCAUUUAUUUAAAAUUCUUGUUCUGCCUCUUGAGACAGCAAGGCCCAUUAUUCUUUUUUAUUUCUUUAAGUUUGCUUCAUCUGACAAGGUAUGUAUUGUAUAGUAUUCAUUAAGUUAAGCAUCAGUUGAGUUGAGGAUCAUAAACAUAACUAGAAAAGCAAUACAAUUAAUUAUUCUCAUCAUACACCUUUGUCUUUACAUUUUUUUUUUAUUGGUUAUAAAGCUUAGCUAACUGUGGUUAGUAUCAUGUCUGUGUGAAGCAUUUAAGAAAUUGGAAAACCACACUUCAUUCUGAUCUCACAUGAUAGUGAAAAACUUAAGAAUUAGAACAAAGACAAAACAGGUUGAAUAGGAUGAGCGAUUUAAACAGUGAAAGAUCAAAGAUGUGGAACGUAUACACGGCUUCAAACGCAGGUCCGUCACAUUCACAGACAGGAGGAGGAGGAGGAGGAGGAGGAGGAGGAGGAGUUGAUGAGGAAGGUCCAUGGAAAAGCUUUGGGACUUCUAUGAGUGCAAUAUCAUUUGGUUUUGUUGCCACAGCCAUUUUGAUUUCAAUGUUUCUAAUAAUGGCCAUAUUUGAACAUUUGUUUAAACCCACGCAACAGUUUUCUUCCACGCCAGAAUCUAUGCUGCCAACUUAUCAGGAACACCACUCACUACCAACCACAAAACAAGGAAAUGCACAAUCAGUUCUAUCAUCGUCUUAUGCAUGUGAUUUGUCAGUGUUGAUGCCGGGGCAGCAAUAUCCUACUUACAUUGCCCAACCUGCUCCUCUGCCUUGUCCAAGGGAAGGAGCUUAUUGGCCUUCUCACCAACAUCAUUUUGUAUUUAACAACUAGCAGUACAAAUUUUUCUAACCUACAUUAUUCAGAGACUAAGAGAUUAUUGGGAUAUAUUUAGAUAUCUAUAAUUGGCUGUUCUCCAAAGUCAAUGAGUAAAUGAUGACGGAUUCUCUUCAAAUUUGUCAAACUGCAACAGAAUUUUCUAAUGAAGUUCAACAAAACAUCCUUUAUUUAUUUAUACUAAACAUCCUU
This is a messenger RNA of Medicago truncatula (barrel medic), 1365 nucleotides long. RefSeq lists its product as uncharacterized. The transcript is spliced from 4 exons. Bases 685 to 1170 code for a protein of 161 amino acids. Lineage: Eukaryota; Viridiplantae; Streptophyta; Magnoliopsida; Fabales; Fabaceae. The record is from RefSeq and is a predicted model, not a curated record.